Molecule: messenger RNA, 629 nt
Organism: Eurypyga helias (sunbittern)
Lineage: Eukaryota; Metazoa; Chordata; Aves; Eurypygiformes; Eurypygidae
Product: killer cell lectin-like receptor subfamily F member 1
Exons: 5
Source: RefSeq, a predicted model, not a curated record
ACCAUCCCUCUAAAUCUUCAGGCUUGUGGUAUCUCGCUGCCGUCUCAGGUUUUGUGAAUGUUAUGUUUCUGGGAGCUGUGAUCACAUUAAUUCAGCAAUGUGACUUGCUAUCAAGUGGUGUGUGGAAGUCCAGAGAAAAUCUUUCUGAAAUUGGCAGUAUCUUUGAGAAAGGUCUUCAGGAAAGCAGCUUACUGACUAUAUUGAAGAAAAGUUUAUGCAUGCAUACAAAUGGCUCCAGAUGUGAACUCUGCCCCAUUGGCUGGAAGCUGCAUUACGGGAGGUGUUAUUUCUACUCAGAAACCCGUGACACCUGGGAAAAUAGUAGAAUGUAUUGCUCAGCAAAAAAAUCCGAGCUGCUGAUUAUAGAGAAUGAGACAGAAAUGGAUUUCUUGAACAAACUGAAGGAUAAAGACAUUGGCUUUGUUUGGACUGGAUUAAGCUUUGAUGAGGAGGAAGAAAGAUGGGUAUGGCUCAAUGAUCCCAAACGUCCAGGGCACAGUUUUAGAAUAAAAGGAAGGAAGAAAGAAGAAAAAUGUGCUGCCUAUAAGUUGACAGAAAUGCAUGCUGAUAACUGCCACUCCUUAUACAAGUGGAUUUGCAAGAAGACAGCAGUCCUUCUGAGUAUCUAA